AUACUACGAUAAAACUGACGCCUAGGAAACGUGGGUCCAUAAAUUUUUGCUUGCCGGUGUUGAAAUACAAAUAUAAAGAACAUCAAACGUUUCUCACCUCACCUGUCGCCUCCGUUUCAUCUCUUUACAGUUUCGUUUCAUUUCAUCAUAUUUUUCAAUUUCACACUCAUCAAUACUAUAAUAUUUCUACCAUCUCUAUCUCUUUACAACAAUACACAUACACAAACACAACAACAUAGGAGAAAGGAACAAUAUCUCUCAAAUGCUAACAACAACAUGAAAAGGCCAUUGAAACACCACAACAAGAAUCAAGACCCUUUCCAACAAUUACCCGAUGAUGUCGUCCUCCUCAUUCUCACCAAGCUCAGCUCAACUUCUUCUUCUCCUUCCCAUUUCCUCAACAUCCUCUUAACAUGCAAAAGAUUGAACCGCUUAUCUCUUCAUCCAAUAGUUUUAUCAAAAGCUGGACCCAAAGUCCUCUCCGUUAAGCCUCAAAAUUGGUCUGAUACCUCUCACCGUUUUCUCAAACGCUGUGUUAACGCCGGUAACGUUGAUGCCUACUACACUCUUGGAAUGAUCCUAUUUUACUGUCUUCAAAAUCGAAGGAGUGGACUAUCUCUGAUAGCGAAGGCGGCAAUGAAGAUGCACGCGCCGGCGUUAUACUCACUCGCUGUGAUUCAGUUCAACGGAAGCGGUGGCACUAAGCAAGACAAAGAUCUACGCGCUGGAGUGGCACUUUCUUUACGCGCGUCACUUCUCGGUCAUAUCGACGCGCUUCGUGAGUUGGGUCAUUGUCUUCAAGACGGUUAUGGAAUCGAGCAGAACGUCACGCAGGGACGACGGUUGUUGGUACAGGCUAACAUGCGUGAGCUAGUAUUUGUCUUACGCGCUCUUAUGUUAGAUUCACCUUCACGCGCCGCCAGUUCCUGUCAAGGGAGGUUGACUAGCCUCAGAAACAUUACCGUGCCACCGUUGAUAAGUGCUAAUGUGUAUAACAUGAACUUGACCGUGCCGGAUGUGCAUCCGGCGAACGGGUUUUUGAGAGAGUGGUUUGAAUCGGGUCGGGGCACAUUGGAUGAUGGGUUAAGGUUGUGUGCACAUAUUGGAUGCGGACGGGCAGAGACGCGGCCACAUGAGUUUCGACGGUGUUCCGUGUGUGGUAAGGUGAAUUAUUGUUCGAGGGGAUGUCAAUCGCUCGAUUGGAAAUUGCGGCAUAAGACCGAGUGUUCACCGGAAUUGUGGUUUAAUGAGAAUAAUGGUGGUGGUGGUGAUGUUAAUAUGGAAAAUGACAUGGUCGUGGCCCAUAACGCAGCUGUUUAAGGUAAAACAAACAAAAAAAGGUGUUAGAAAAAACUGACAUGUUAGUGAUAUAACUUUUUGUAUGUAGUGCUGGUGCAAAUUUUUUUGUUUGUUUUGCAGUUUGAAAAUUGUUGUUACUUGUUAGAUGCAAGUAAAAUCAGAGUUCUCUAUUCAAAACUUGUUA
Molecule: messenger RNA, 1483 nt
Organism: Trifolium pratense (red clover)
Lineage: Eukaryota; Viridiplantae; Streptophyta; Magnoliopsida; Fabales; Fabaceae
Product: F-box protein At5g50450-like
Exons: 3
Coding region: 277-1320 (347 amino acids)
Molecular function (GO): protein binding
Source: RefSeq, a predicted model, not a curated record